Molecule: messenger RNA, 1416 nt
Organism: Gavialis gangeticus (Gharial)
Lineage: Eukaryota; Metazoa; Chordata; Crocodylia; Gavialidae
Gene: SPP1
Product: secreted phosphoprotein 1
Exons: 7
Coding region: 133-1026 (297 amino acids)
Biological process (GO): positive regulation of bone resorption; cell adhesion; osteoblast differentiation
Molecular function (GO): extracellular matrix binding
Source: RefSeq, a predicted model, not a curated record
AUCAGUGGAAGAGGAGAGCAAAGGAAGCCUGAAUAUUUUCAGAGCAGAUUGGCUUGAGCUGCUUCAAAGCUAACAGCUCCCCUGUCAGCUUCGACUCUUCUGAUCCAGAUACCAGGAAAGGUAAAUAGCACAAUGAAGAUUGCAGUGCUUUGUUUGUGCCUCAUCGGCAUUGCCUUUGCAUUACCAGUGAGUAAAUCUAAGCACCAGCCUGAUUCAAGGAGCUCUGAAGAAAGAGAUGAUUCCAGAAGCCAUCAUCAUCACAGGCAUCACCACCGUGUGCAAAUUGAGUCACGUGUGAGUCCACCACGGGCACAAGAAGUUCAUGUGCUACCUCAACAGACUUCUUUUUCUUCAGAAGAAAGUGUUGAGGUCCCUAAACGGCAGAUAUUUCAAGUAGCAAGUAGAAGUACGGAAAGUGAGGAUGAUGAUGAUUCCAAUGACACAGAUGAAUCAGACGAGGAUGCUGUCACUGACUUCCCCACUGAUUUCCCAGUCACUGAGACUUUCCCUCCUUUCCCCCCCACACGGGGAGACAAUUCAGGCAGAGGAGACAGUGUGGGCUACAGAAUGAGAGCCAAAGCAAAGUUGGUGAAGUCUAGCAGGCACUACCAAGCUACAGGAAAGUUCAUUGUACAUGAUGCCACUGAAGAGGACGACAGUACACCAGACGCAGAAAGCCAGCAGGUAGACUACUCCAAACCGCUCCCUGCUGCACACCUUGUUCCAGGAAAAUAUGACAUCAGUGUGGAGUGGGAUGACAAAAGCCACAUGAAGGAUAGCAAUGAGGUCACCAGCAGGUCACGUGAUGAUAGCCAUCAGAGACUCGAGAGCGUUGAGGUAGACAGAGAUGACAGCAAUCCUGAUGUCCCAGAAAACAGCCACAUGAGCAAUGAAAGCAGAGAACAGCAUCACACCCAAAUUUCAGCUAGUGUCCCUGAAACUGAUGCUGACAGCAACCAAACUGCUGAGAGUGUUGAAGAUAUUCAAGACCAUCACAGCCUUGAAGACAAUGAGGUCACUAUUUAAAGAAAAACAAAUAUAUAACUUUUUUUUUUACUUUGGUGAGGGGGAAACUUUCAUUUUAAGAAAUGUUUGCAAAUGUAAACCAAUUGUGAUUUUGAUUUCUAACUGUAGCAGAGGUUAGUGGUAACUGUAUUAACCAGGCAAACUCAAGUAUGCAAUAUUAGCUCUCCUUUUCAUUGCAGAAAUGUAAGCCCUCCUACUGCAUCUGUUACUGUUCUCUUUGAUUGUGAUUCCGUUAUGAAGAAAAAUAUGUAAAAGGAAGACGAAUAUAGUUUUACACACAAAGUGAAUGUUACCUUUUAUGAUACUGUACUUCAAUGGUUUUAAAAUUCCAGUGUAUAUUUUGUUGUAAUGUGUGAGUGAAAUAAAACCACAAAAUCCUGAACCUCUUCA